CUGUUAACUUAUUUACUCGAUAAGAUGGAUACAUUUUGGGUCAGGAAUUAGCCGCCUGGUUCCCAUCCUGCGGCAAAGCAAUCCUGCUAUUUAACAUAUAUCAUUAGAUCUCCCUCGUCUUCGUCUUCGUCUUUUAGUUUUCCUUUUUUUGGCUCUAUGCAGCGUAUAUCAAAAAGUUCUCAGGUUGUUCGUUGUUCAAGGCUCUGCUCCACUGCGUCGUUCGUGGUGGUGCCCAAUUGAUAAAUAAGUUAAUAAUAUAUAUUUAACUCUUCUCUCCCCCCGCCAAACCCAACCAACCACAACCCGGAUUGGGCUGGGAGAGAGAGACCAAACAAGUGACCAACCCAACCCUCUCCCGCAUCAACAACAACAAACAUCAACAGCAGCAGCAGCAACAACAACUACUCAUAGACAUAUAUCUAUCUACUCACAUCCUAAUCCAAUACCAUCUGUUCAUUCAUUCAUUCAUUCAUUCAUUCAUUCAUUCAUUCAUUCUGCAUUCACUCACUCACUCCCUCACAGCGUCCCCGUCACCACCACUCAUUUCUAACCAAACCUCGACGACGUCCCCCUCCCCAAAUCAUUUGCCCCCACCCGACAACAGCGUCGAGGAUCGGCCAACAACCUGUUUCGUCAUACAAGAGAGAAAAGCUAAAACUAAAUAUAAAUAUAAAAAUAAACUAAUCAAAGAAAAAGAUAAAUACAUCGAACCUCCGGAUCCACUCCCCAGACCAUGGGUGACUCCUUCAAGGCGCGGACGCUGAAGCGAAAGAAUGUGAAAGGGCUAGCUCUCAACUCUGCCGGGCCAAAGGCUGGCUCCAAGUCCUCCGACGGUGAUGCUCAGAUGCCAGGCGCCAUCGGAAAUUCAGACAGCAACCGGACAGACACGCUGGAGAUCGGACUGGAGUUUAAGCUCGAUUUGAGGAGUGAGGACCUGGUGGUGCUGAAGGAGCUCGGUGCAGGCAAUGGCGGAACCGUCAGCAAGGUUAUGCAUGCGUCGACGAAGGUUAUUAUGGCUAGGAAGAUCAUCCGAGUAGACGCCAAAGAGAAUGUGAGGAAGCAGAUUGUACGAGAGUUACAGGUCGGCCAUGAUUGCAAUUCGCCGUACAUUGUCACGUUCUACGGCGCUUUUCAAAAUGAAGCCAGGGAUAUAGUACUUUGUAUGGAGUAUAUGGAUUGCGGCUCCCUUGACCGUAUCUCCAAAGACUUUGGCCCCGUCCGCGUCGACGUCCUCGGAAAAAUCGCAGAAUACGUCCUCGGAGGACUAGUGUACCUAUAUGAAACACACCGCAUCAUGCACAGAGACAUCAAGCCCUCCAACGUCCUAAUAAACUCAAGAGGAAAUAUAAAGCUAUGCGAUUUUGGCGUGGCCACCGAAACAGUCAACUCCAUAGCAGACACUUUCGUCGGCACAUCGACGUACAUGGCUCCCGAGCGUAUCCAGGGCGGGGCAUACACCGUGCGCUCAGAUGUGUGGAGUGUCGGUUUAACCAUAAUGGAGCUGGCUGUGGGCCGCUUCCCUUUUGAUGCAACAGACUCAGCUGCGGGUGACCGCGCAAGCGCGGGCCCAAUGGGAAUUCUGGAUUUGCUACAGCAAAUCGUGCAUGAACCGGCACCCAAACUGCCCAAGAGUGAUGCAUUCCCGCCGAUCCUAGAUGAUUUCGUCGCCAAAUGUUUGCUAAAGAAGCCAGAAGAGCGGCCAACACCGCGAGAACUAUAUGACAAAGAUGCAUUCCUCCAAGCCGCCAAACGCACCCCCGUAAACCUCCGCGAAUGGGCAAUCAGCAUGAUGGAACAGCACAACAGGAAAUCAUACCUCGCCCCUCCAGCCCCAAAAGCCAUCACCCGCGACGGCUCGCGGGAUUCCAUCUCCCACUCCCGAAACGCAGAGACCUCCCCGCGGCCCCGCUUCACACCGACGUCCGGCGAAAUCCCCCUAAACAUCGCCCGGGAACCUAACAGCAACAGCAGCAGCAGCAGCGGCGCGCGCAUGUACAGUGAUCCCAUGUCCGCCAUCGAACCCUCGUCCACAAUGGGCUUCGAGCACCUCUCCCUCGGCAGCGCCACCCACCACCAUCCAGACUACAACCACACCCACAACCCCGCCCACAAUCCUCUCCAGCACCUAACCUCCAACGGCACCAGCAACAGCAGCGCAAAGAGCAACAACAACAACAACAACAACGGCCACCCUCACUCCCACUCAACCCGCCAAUACCCCAGCCACCCACACAUCGACACCUCCGUCCCGCAGUACGCAUCGCCCAUGUCCGCGUCCGCCGCAACGACGCGCGCGGCGAUCCAAUCAGCAACACUGCCGUCGAGGCCCGCGCCGCCGCCCUCCGGCCCGCUACCUGCGCCUCCUGGCUCGGCGGGGUCUGGCGGUUGGCGGACGCAUAGUCAUCGGGUAUGAAGCUUGUGAGUGGGGGUUGGUGAGCGGUGGUGGGAGCGGGCGGAAAAGAGAGGGAAAGAGAGAGAGGAAUAUUAUGGGGUAUGUGAUUGUGAUUUAAAUUUAAGCCAUUUUGUCUUUUAUCUUUAUCUUCUGUUUUUUUUUUUCCCCUCUGGGCGUUCUCGUCGGUUGUGAAUAUCUUCCUCCUUUCUUCCUUUCUAGUUUAUUUUUCAACAGUUUAUUCUCCCCUUUUCUAGGAUGGAUUGGAUCCAUGGAUGUUAUAGCCACGCUUUUCUGGUUCUUUUUUCUCUGUCAUUUUACUCUGUUCUCUCUAUUCCCCCGACCCUUCCCCCCCCUUUUUUUUCUUUCUUUCUUUCCUCUUCUAUUCUAUUCCCCUCAACGCAAGGCAAGGAGGAGGGAAGCUAUCCAGUUUCUCUUAUCCCCCUCUUCUUCCACAACUCAGCUCAGCUCAGCUCUUAUUUAUUUAUUUAUUUAUUUAUUCACUUUUCUGUCCAGGAUUAUUGAAUAUGAAACACACACACGUGCACACUCUGACUCUGACUCUGACUGACUCUGACUCUUGACUCUGACUCUGACUCUUGGCGUUUCUCUCUUACCUCCUGACUCGUACCCAAUUCUUGCAAAGGCCGGGACGUAGGAAGUAGGAAGGAAGAAUACAGCCCAGCGGAACAUGAGACAAGGCGCAGGACGGCGUUGUUGACGAAGCGGCAGUCAUCAGUAGGAGGUGGGCGAAAAGGACGUAAAUCAUGGUUAACAACAGAUCUAUAUAUAUAUAUAUAUGUGUGUGUGUGUGUAUUUCAAUAGAUUUUUUUUAUCAUGAUUCUAGAUUAUAAAAGCACAGGAUAUCCCAAAACCACAUCUCUGUUGUUUGUAAGUCACAAGAAAAAAUUAAUUAUACGUAAGGGGAAAUAAACGAACAGACAAACAAACAAAUGACUUGCAUUCUUUUUCUUCUUUCUUAUGAACAUGUGAGCGAGAUAGAUAACAUGAGCCAGACAUUUGUAGAGAGUAACCAUGCAGUUAGUAUAUAAAAUGCAAAACAUAUAUAACCCAUCCAUCCA
Blastomyces dermatitidis ER-3 is the source of this 3471-nucleotide messenger RNA. Its product is annotated as STE/STE7/MEK1 protein kinase. Bases 734 to 2413 code for a protein of 559 amino acids. Gene Ontology annotation, biological process: protein phosphorylation. The record is from RefSeq and is a predicted model, not a curated record. NCBI's taxonomy places the organism in Eukaryota, Fungi, Ascomycota, Eurotiomycetes, Onygenales, Ajellomycetaceae. Gene Ontology annotation, molecular function: ATP binding; protein kinase activity. The transcript has 4 exons.